This is a messenger RNA of Ostertagia ostertagi, 207 nucleotides long. Lineage: Eukaryota; Metazoa; Nematoda; Chromadorea; Rhabditida; Trichostrongylidae. The record is from the annotation of a GenBank genome assembly.
AUUGGAAUCGUUGCUCACGAGUUCAUGCAUGCCCUCGGUAUAUUUCACAUGCAAAGUCGAUCGGAUCGUGAUAACUUCAUAACAGUUGAUAUGACAAAUGUGCCGACACAAAACCAACACAACUACAACAAACUCACUGCAGCCGAAUCCAUCAACUACACACCGUACGAAUAUGGCAGUGUCAUGCACUACGACACUCGAUCGUAA